AUGCUGUGCCUGCUACUGACCGAGGGGCUUGUAUCCAGAACUGCCUGUGGCCCCCAGAAGACUGUCAGAAAGAGAUCAACAGGCCGUGAUUGCCAUCUGUGUCAGGACGAGGAGCAGUUCCCCCUGGUGCAGGGUGUGGCCAAACUCUAUCAAGAAUUCACAGUUCUCUUGGAUGUAACAGGAGCCUGCCCUUGUGGGUCCUCAGCCUGCUUCAUGGAGCUCCAGCAGGAGUUUUUCAACAAUCAUCCCAGGAAACUGAAGGAAUUGAUCCUCUUGGUAAAGCACUGGUAUCAACAGUGCCAAAAAAAGCUGGAGGAUCCAUCCCAGCUGCCCCAGUAUGCUCUGGAGCUGCUUACAGUAUAUGCCUGGGAACAGGGGUGCGGGCAGGAGGAUUUUGAUAUAGAGGAAGGCAUCAGAUCUGUUCUGGGACUGAUCAGGCAGCAUGAACAAUUGUGUGUCUACUGGACAGUCAACUACAACUUUGAGAAUGAGACCGUGAGGAACGUCCUGCUGUCCCAGGUCCGGGCAUUGAGGCCAGUAAUCUUGGAUCCAACUGACCCAAAGAAUAAUGUGAGUGGAGAUAAAAAGUGCUGGCACCUACUAGACAUCAAUGCUCAAAUCUGGUUGUCUUCUCUCUGCCUGGCUGAUGGGUCACCUGGACCGUCCUGGAAUGUUCUGCCAGCACCACUCUGUGCAACUCCGGGCCAUCUUCUGGAUAAGUUCAUCAGAGACUUUCUCCAACCCAGCAAAGAUUUCCUGGAUCAGAUCAAGACAGCUGUUGACAUCAUCUGUAAAUUCCUUACAAAUAAGUGUUUUCAACAUUCAGAAGAUCAGAUCAAGAUUCAGAAGAUCAUCAAGGGGGGCUCAACAGCCAAAGGUACAGCUCUGAAGAGUGGCUCUGACGCCGACCUCAUCGUGUUCCCUGACUUGAUGAAAGGCUUUCCCUGCCAAAAACACAAACGAAGUGAAAUCAUCAGGGAAAUCCAUAAGCAGCUGGAAGCCUGUCAGCAGGAGGAGAAGUUUGAAGUGAAGGUUGAGAUUUCCAAGUGGGAGGCUCCCAGGGUGCUAAGCUUCUCUCUGAAAUCUAAAAAGUUCAAUGCAGAGCUGCAGGAAAGCGUUGAGUUUGAUGUGCUGCCUGCCUUUAAUGUUCUAGGUCAUUGGGUCUCUGGCUCCAUCCCCAGCCCCAGUGCCUACGCUGAGCUCAUCCGUCUAUACGAAUCCCCAGACUACGUGGAAGGGGAGUUCUCCACCUGCUUCACAGAGCUGCAACGAGAUUUCAUUGGCUCCCGUCCGACCAAGCUGAAGAGUUUAAUUCGCCUGGUGAAGCACUGGUACAAACAGGGUGCAAGGAAACUAAAGAAAAGGGGAUCUCUGCCCCCAAAGUAUGCCUUGGAGCUGCUGACCAUUUAUGCCUGGGAGCAGGGGAGCGGAGCGCAGGAUUUUGACACCGCUGAAGGGUUCCGGACAGUCCUAGAACUGGUCACAAAAUAUCAGCAGCUCUGUGUCUUCUGGACAGUCAACUAUAACUUCAAGGACGUGACUGUGCGGAACUUCCUACUGGCCCAACUCCAGAAAACCAGGCCCGUGAUUUUGGACCCAGCUGAUCCGACUGGUGAUGUGGGUGGAGGACAUCGCUGGAACUGGCACCUGUUUGCCCAAGAAGCUAAAGCAUGGUUGUCAUCUCUCUGCUUCAGAGAUGGAAGUGGAUCUCCAAUAAAACCAUGGGAAGUUCCGACAGUGCAGACACUGGGAAGUUGUGGAGCCAGAAUAUAUCCUAUUGAAUUCUCAUCCAGAAGUCAUAGAAUCCUGGAAUAA
This is a messenger RNA of Orycteropus afer afer, 1815 nucleotides long. The record is from RefSeq and is a predicted model, not a curated record. NCBI's taxonomy places the organism in Eukaryota, Metazoa, Chordata, Mammalia, Tubulidentata, Orycteropodidae.